Guillardia theta CCMP2712 is the source of this 1266-nucleotide messenger RNA. RefSeq lists its product as hypothetical. Bases 1 to 1266 code for a protein of 421 amino acids. The transcript has 2 exons. The record is from RefSeq and is a predicted model, not a curated record. Gene Ontology annotation, molecular function: protein binding. Lineage: Eukaryota; Cryptophyceae; Pyrenomonadales; Geminigeraceae.
AUGUCAAGGUCGGACAAGCACGGGGAGCCGCCGACAGUGACGGCGGUGGUACGAGGACAGGGGGAGCUGAUCGGGCUGCUGAAGGCGGGCGGAUACGACAUGGACGAGCGGAUGAAGGACGGGAGGACAGGGCUGCAUGUAGCGGGGAUGCUGGGGAGGGCGGGGAGCGUGAGGGAGCUGAUACACGCAGGAGCAGAGGUAGGAGCGAAGGACAGGGCAGAGGAGACGAUGGUGCACUGGGCGGCGGAGUAUGGGCAUGUGGAGGUGCUGAAGACGGUAGAGGAAGAAUGCGGGAAAGAGACUCUGAGGACCUUGAUGAUGGAGAAGGACAAUGCCGGCAGGACAUGCGCGCACUUGGCGAGUUAUAGAGGGCACUUGGAGGUAGUGCGGUAUGCUGUAGAGACAUGCGGGGAGGAGGUGCUGAGGGAGAAGGACAAGGAAGGCUACACAUGCGCGCACAUGGCGAGCCAUGGAGGGCACUUGGAGGUAGUGCGGUAUGCUGCAGAGACAUGCGGGGAGGAGAUGCUGAGGGAGAAGGCCAAUGACGGCAGGACAUGCGCGCACUGGGCGAGUGAGGGAGGGCACAUGGAGGUGCUGCGGUAUGCUGCAGAGACAUGCGGGGAGGAGGUGCUGAGGGAGAAGGCCAUGCAUUGCAUGACAUGCGCGCACUUUGCGAGUCAUGGAGGGCACUUAGAGGUAGUGCGGUAUGCUGCAGAGACAUGCGGGGAGGAGGUGCUGAGGGAGAAGGACGAAGACGGCAGGACAUGCGCGCACUUUGCAAGUGCUGGAGGGCACUUGGAGGUGCUGCGGUAUGUUGGGGAGACAUGCGGGGAGGAGGUGCUGAGGGAGAAGGACAAGGAAGGCUACACAUGCGCGUAUGUGGCGAGUUAUAGAGGGCACUUGGAGGUAGUGCGGUAUGCUGUAGAGGCAUGCGGGGAGGAGGUGCUGAGGGAGAAGGACCAGUACGGCAUCACAUGCGCGCACUUGGCGAGUCAGGGAGGGCACUUGGAGGUGCUGCGGUAUGUUGCAGAGACAUGCGGGGAGGAGCUGCUGAGGCAGAAGACCAUAGACGGCCAGACAUGCGCGCUCUUGGCGAGUGCAGGUGGGCACUUGGAGGUAGUGCGGUAUGCUGUAGAGACAUGCGGGGAGGAGGAGCUGCUGAGGGAGAAGGACGAGUAUGGCAGGACAUGCGCGCACUAUGCGAGUGAGGGAGGGCACCUGGAGGUGCUGCGGUACCUUGCAGAGACAUGCGGGGAGGAGGUCUGA